Messenger RNA from Kluyveromyces lactis, 1542 nucleotides. RefSeq names its product putative GTPase NOG2 (gene NOG2). Bases 1 to 1542 code for a protein of 513 amino acids. Gene Ontology annotation, cellular component: nucleolus. Gene Ontology annotation, molecular function: GTP binding. The transcript has 2 exons. Lineage: Eukaryota; Fungi; Ascomycota; Saccharomycetes; Saccharomycetales; Saccharomycetaceae. The record is from RefSeq and is a predicted model, not a curated record.
AUGGGUACCGGUAAGAAGGAAAAGCAAAGGAGAAUCCGCGAAGGUAAUACCAAGGAUGGUAACCUUCGUGUGAAGGGUGAGAAUUUCUACAGGGACACCAAGAGAGUGCAGUUUUUGAACAUGUACAAAGGUGGUAGAUCUGUUCGUAAUGCAAAGGGUGACAUUAUCAAGGCUGCUCCGUUGCAGGAUACUGCUGCUCCAACAGCAAGAGUGGCUCCUGACCGUAGAUGGUUUGGUAAUACCAGAGUUAUUUCUCAGGAUUCAUUGAGCCAUUUCAGAGAAGCUUUGGGCGAGAACAAGCGUGAUUCUUAUCAGGUGCUAUUGAGAAGAAAUAAACUUCCGAUGUCGUUGUUGAACGAAAAGGAUUCCGCUGAAUCUCCAACGGCAAAGAUUUUGGAGACAGAGCCCUUUGAACAAACUUUUGGGCCUAAGGCUCAGAGGAAGAAACCAAGAAUCGCUGCGUCGUCGUUGGAAGAGUUGAUUUCAAGUACUUCUACCGAUAAUAAGACUUUUGAAGAAAAGCAAGAAUUGGAUUCUACUCUGGGGCUUAUGGGUAAGCAAGAGGAAGAAGACGGUUGGACGCAGGCAGCAAAGGAAGCCAUUUUCCACAAAGGUCAGUCGAAACGUAUUUGGAACGAAUUGUACAAGGUUAUCGAUUCCUCCGAUGUCGUCAUCCACGUAUUGGAUGCUAGAGAUCCUUUGGGGACUCGUUGUAAAUCGGUGACUGAUUACAUGACCAAUGAGACUCCUCAUAAACAUUUGAUAUACGUCUUGAACAAGUGUGAUCUUGUUCCUACAUGGGUUGCCGCAGCAUGGGUAAAACAUCUAUCGAAGGAACGUCCCACAUUGGCAUUCCAUGCCUCUAUUACCAAUUCAUUUGGUAAGGGUUCGUUAAUUCAACUUCUACGUCAAUUCUCACAACUGCAUAAGGACAGACAUCAAAUCUCUGUUGGGUUCAUUGGAUAUCCAAACACCGGUAAAUCCUCAAUCAUCAACACUCUAAGGAAAAAGAAGGUCUGUCAAGUGGCACCUAUUCCUGGUGAAACUAAGGUGUGGCAAUACAUAACUUUGAUGAAGAGAAUCUUUUUAAUCGAUUGUCCCGGUAUUGUACCGCCAUCCAGCAAGGACAGUGAAGAGGAUAUUCUAUUCAGAGGUGUGGUAAGAGUUGAACACGUUUCGCAUCCUGAACAAUACAUUCCAGGUAUUCUAAAACGUUGUAAGAGACAACAUUUGGAAAGAACCUAUGAGAUCUCCGGAUGGAAAGACUCUGUAGAUUUCAUCGAAAUGAUUGCAAGAAAGCAAGGUAGACUAUUGAAAGGUGGUGAACCAGAUGAAAGCGGGGUAUCGAAACAAAUCUUGAACGAUUUCAACAGAGGUAAGAUCCCAUGGUUCGUACCACCACCAGAGAAGGACAAGAUUGAGGAAAAGGAACCUGGUGAUAAGAAACGUCCUGCAGAGGAAAAUCAAGAAGAUCAAGAAGAGGAAGAGAAGGAGCAAGAGGAACAAGAAGAACCUGUUUCUAAAAAGGCCAAAAAGGAAUAA